This is a messenger RNA of Procambarus clarkii (red swamp crayfish), 1551 nucleotides long. It is a transcript of the gene mRpL4, whose product is annotated as mitochondrial ribosomal protein L4. Gene Ontology annotation, cellular component: ribosome. NCBI's taxonomy places the organism in Eukaryota, Metazoa, Arthropoda, Malacostraca, Decapoda, Cambaridae. The record is from RefSeq and is a predicted model, not a curated record. Gene Ontology annotation, molecular function: structural constituent of ribosome. Gene Ontology annotation, biological process: translation.
CACGAGUGGUGGCUGGCAGCGUUUGCCCCUCUACGAGUGGUGGCUGGCAGCGUUCGCACCUCCACGAGGUAUCCCAGCAAGUCAACAAACUGAAGAACUUGCUUGUGAUGGCUCUUACUUUAAGGUCGUGUUUUCCUGCUUUUCGAAAUGUUGUGAGGAGUUUUGGCACAACACCAGUAUGGCAGACAGAAGUGGUAGCAGUACCCCAAACUCCUUCACCUCCACUUAUUCUUGGGGAUGAUUUCAACACUGACAGGAGUGCUAUUGAAGUGCGUGAAGCAUGGAUAGAGACUCUUGAUACAAGUGCACCCAGUCCUCUAGUGGGUCUCAUGCAUCUGCAUCCUAAAGUGUUUGCUGAUUAUCCAAGACUAGACAUCAUUCAUGAAAAUGUAGUGUGGCAGCAAAAGUAUCGCAUGGUGAAUUAUGCACAUACCAAAUUACGAUCAGAAGUCGCAGGAGGAGGUCGAAAACCAUAUCCACAAAAAGGGUCAGGGCGAGCAAGACAUGGUUCUAUUCGUUCUCCCUUGUGGAUUGGUGGCGGCGUGGUCCAUGGACCAAGAGCAUUCACUACACAGUUCUACAUGUUACCAUUAUCAAAAAGAAUAAUUGGCCUUACCUCUACUUUAUCUGCCAAAUUUGCACAGGAUGAUCUCAAGAUUGUUGAGAACCUAGAUAUGCCAUCCGAUGAAGUUGGGUAUUUGGAAAAACUGUGUGAGGAUCGCUCCUGGGGACCAUCAGUUUUGUUUGUGGAUGACACUGAUUUGAUGGCACGUAAUAUAACUAUUGCUACUGAUACCAUACAACACGUUAACCUCAUGCCAGUGUAUGGACUGAAUGUAUACAGCAUGCUAAAACAUGAUACAUUAGUUCUUACUGUCGCUGCUGCUCGACGUAUUGAAGAAAGAAUAUUACACCACCUGAACAGCCCAAAAGCCCACGAGAAGAACUGUGCUAAAUUCAGAAUGUCAUAAUAAUAAGGCAUUUUUGUUCAGUGGGUAUGUGUGUUUGAUACAAAAUGAUAUAUGCAUUAUUUUCUAUAAGCUUCACAACAAAAUUAAGUAAAAAAUAUUGAAUUUCUUUAGCUGGCUUUAUGAUAAAUAAUUUUCUUCCACCAUCGAAUUACUUACCAAAGACAAAUAAACUUGCAUGUGGAGGAGCAAUAAGUAAUUUAUUCGGCAGUUAGUGACAAAACAUUAACAAACUGACACUGUGGAAUUAUAAAUCUUCUCUGCACUUUAUAUUAUAUCAAUACUCUGUAGUAAAUAUUUGUUGUCAAAAUACAGUACUGUAUAUCUAUUAGUUUUUAUUGCUCCCUACCAUUGGAUACCUUAUUAUUGAUACCCACUUUCACAAAUUUUUAUAGUAAAGUAUUUAUCUAAAUGAGAUUUAAAAAUUUCAAUGCAUGAAAGUUCUAUACUGUAUAAUAAUACAAAUGCCAUCAACUUAUAAUGUAAUUAAUCACAUUAUGCAAAAUGAUUGUGUAGAAUGUUGUACAUAAAAUAAUUUACUAAAAUUUAUCAUGCUAAAAAAAUAAAGCGACUAUGAUAUUAA